Messenger RNA from Octodon degus (degu), 2327 nucleotides. It is a transcript of the gene Slc15a4, whose product is annotated as solute carrier family 15 member 4. The record is from RefSeq and is a predicted model, not a curated record. The coding region runs from base 1 to 1833 and encodes 610 amino acids. Gene Ontology annotation, cellular component: membrane. The transcript has 8 exons. Gene Ontology annotation, molecular function: L-histidine transmembrane transporter activity. NCBI's taxonomy places the organism in Eukaryota, Metazoa, Chordata, Mammalia, Rodentia, Octodontidae. Gene Ontology annotation, biological process: oligopeptide transport; transmembrane transport; histidine transport.
AUGGGCGGUGCGAACCGGCGGUCUCGCGAGAGCGCGGCGCGGGGGUCCCCUGGGAGCGCAGCCCGCCGCUGGAGCAGUGGCAGCGGCGAGUGGCGGAUGGAGGGUGCGGCGGGCGAGAGGGCGCCGCUUUUGGGCGCCCGGCGGGCGGCGGGCUUGGCGGCCGGGGCGUUCGCCGGGCGGCGGGCAGCCUGCGGCGCCGUGCUGCUGACCGAGCUGCUGGAGCGCGCCGCCUUCUACGGCGUCACGUCGAACCUGGUGCUGUUCCUCAACGGGCCGGUGUUCGGCUGGGAAGGCGCGCAGGCCAGCCAGGCGCUGCUCAUCUUCAUGGGCCUCACCUACCUGGGCUCGCCCUUCGGCGGCUGGCUGGCCGACGCGCGGCUCGGCCGGGCGCGCGCCAUCCUGCUCAGCCUGGCGCUCUACCUGCUGGGCAUGCUCGUCUUCCCGCUGCUGGCCGCGCCCGGGCCCCGCGCCGCGCUCUGCGGGCCUCUGCGCCCGGUGCGCGUGCUCAACUGCUCGGCGCCCUACCCGAACGGCACGGCCGCCUGCCCCGACGCGGCCCCGCGCCGCUGCGCGCUCGCCACCUUCGCGGGGCUGGCGCUCGUGGGCCUCGGCGUGGCCACUGUCAAGGCCAACAUCACGCCCUUCGGCGCGGACCAGGUCAAAGAUCGAGGCCCAGAGGCCACUAGGAGGUUUUUUAACUGGUUCUACUGGAGCAUUAACUUGGGAGCCAUCCUCUCGCUGGGAGGCAUUGCCUACGUGCAGCAGAACGUGAGCUUCUUCCCUGGCUACCUCAUCCCCACCGUGUGUGUGGCCGUCGCCUUCGUGGUCUUCCUCUGUGGGCAGAGCGUCUUCAUCUCCAAGCCCCCAGACGGCAGUGCCUUCACCGAUGUGUUCAGGAUUCUCGCACACUCGUGCUGGUCCCGGAAGCGCCGCGGAGCACGCCCAGGCGGCAGUGAAGGCAUUGGAGUCUUUCAGCAAUCUUCUAAACAAAGUCUGUUUGAUUCAUGUAAGAUGUCUCACGGAGGGCCGUUCACAGAAGACAAAGUGGAGGAUGUGAAAGCCCUGGUCAAGAUCGUGCCCGUGUUCUUGGCUCUGAUCCCUUACUGGACAGUGUAUUUCCAAAUGCAGACCACCUAUGUCCUGCAGAGUCUCCACCUGAAGAUCCCAGAGAUCUCCAGCCUCACAGCCAACCCGCACACGUUCCCAGCCGCCUGGCUCACCAUGUUCGACGCGGUGCUCAUCCUCCUGCUCAUCCCGCUCAAGGACAAGCUGGUGGACCCCGUCCUGAGGAGGCUCGGCUUGCUGCCGUCCUCCCUGAAGAGGAUCGCCGUGGGGAUGUUCUUCGUGAUGUGUUCUGCCUUCGCUGCGGGAAUCCUGGAAAGCAAAAGGCUGGACCUGGUUAAAGAAAAGACCAUCAACCAGACCAUCGGCCACGUGGUGUACCACGCCGCAGACUUGCCCGUCUGGUGGCAGCUCCCGCAGUACGUGCUCAUUGGCGUCAGCGAGAUCUUCGCCAGCAUUGCAGGUCUGGAGUUUGCCUACUCGGCCGCCCCGAAGUCCAUGCAGAGCGCCAUCAUGGGCCUGUUCUUCUUCUUCUCUGGGGUUGGGUCCUUCGUGGGCUCAGGGCUGUUGGCGCUGGUGUCUCUCAAAGCCAUCGGGUGGAUGAGCAGCCACACGGACUUCGGUAAUAUCAACGGCUGCUACCUCAACUACUACUUCUUCCUGCUGGCCGCCAUCCAGGGAGCCACCCUCCUGCUGUUCCUCAUCGUGUCUGUGCGCUAUGACCGGCCUCGGGUGCGAGGGGAUGGUGCGCCCACCAGUGCCAGGGCCUGACCUGAGUGCGCGGGCCCAGCCGUCGACUGAGGCAGCGGCCGCCCUGAGCGCUUGUGCUGUUUCCUGUGCUGGCCUCCAGCCCCGCCCACAGGAGCGAGGUCAGUGCCUGCCUGGGCGUCCCCAGGGACGGGCAGGCCUGAGGUGUGCUGCGUCCUGCGUCUGUCAAGUCAUCUGGUCUCUGCUGAUCAUCUUCCACAGAAACUCAGACAAACUUGGGGUGUCGGCACCCUGAUUCCUCAAAUGUCACCACCUCCUCCGGCAAGCCAAGUAACGUCCCCUUCUGAACGCUAGUAACACGUCCCUGUACUGAGGAGAGGCAGGCUUCUUCCCCGAGUGGAACACAUUGUUCGGCGCUCGGAGUUCACGUAAAGGUCAUGCUCAUGGCUCUGCAGGGGCCACCAAUCAGGCCGCAGCCAGGUCGUCUGCUGUGGCCCAGCCAUGCACAGGCUCAUCUGUUGCUUGUUUCUGAGACUGCGGACUUGGUAUCGCCUGCC